GUAAGGUUGGUGGUGGUUGGCUGUUGGUUACAAACAUAAAAUUGUUAAAACGGAAGUGACAGAAAGGAUUCUUAAUACUUUUAUAUUUAUAAGAAGAAUAUAAAAUCGUAAUUAGAUGUUUCAUCCAUACCAUGGAGAAAAUAUAGUCUUAUCGGAUGAUAAUACUGUUGCAUAUAGGAAGAAAAGUUUUGCAAAUGCUGUAACAUUUAGUGAAAAACCAUUAAAACCUGGAGAAAUUUUUUUACUUGAGAUAGAACAAAAUGAAAGUGGCUGGAGUGGUCAUAUGAGAUUAGGUUUAACUCAAUUGGAUCCUUUAACAAUAUAUAGAACUAGUUCAAUACCACAGUAUGCUUUACCUGAUCUAGCAAAUACUGGUACUUCUUGGAUAUAUGGUAUAAGUAAAGCUCAUAACAGUGUUUUUGAAUAUGAUAAUGACAAUGGCAAACAGUAUAUACGUACUGGAGCUAAACAAUUGUUAAGUAAAAAUAUAAUAAAAACUUGCCGUGGAACAAUUCCUUUAAGUCUAUUAAAACCAAUACGUUCUCCAUCUGAGGAUAUUCUACCAACUGACAUGGGGAGUCGUAUAGGUGUUAUGUAUGUGCCAACUGAUGAAGAGCAGGCUGAUAUGCAUUACAUUAUCAAUGGAGAGGACCAGGGAGCAUGUGUUAAACGCAUUCCAUUUACAAAAGCACCACUUCAUGUAGUAGUUGACGUCUAUGGUACUACCAAAAAAGUUAGAAUUAUUCAGUUAUACGUAGAUUUGACGACAUUGAUCGCGUUACUCUCUGGCGACAGAUGGCGUAGCUUCUAGAACUGUGGGCAAAAUCAAUAAUUAAACGGACUUUCUUGUAUAUUUGAUGCAAGAGAUGGUGCUUUAGGGGAUGACUAUCAAAAAAUGCGAUUUCUACAAAGAAAAUCGGGACGUUAAUUCUGAAUAACUUAGUAUUUCAGUCAUGUAAAAAUAUAAGAAAUUGUAUAUAAAAAGCAAAUAUGAAUUUAUAAAUAACAUGAUAAAUAACAA
This is a messenger RNA of Anoplophora glabripennis (Asian longhorned beetle), 1021 nucleotides long. RefSeq names its product neuralized-like protein 2. The transcript is spliced from 3 exons. The coding region runs from base 116 to 811 and encodes 231 amino acids. Lineage: Eukaryota; Metazoa; Arthropoda; Insecta; Coleoptera; Cerambycidae. The record is from RefSeq and is a predicted model, not a curated record. Gene Ontology annotation, molecular function: ubiquitin protein ligase activity.